Molecule: messenger RNA, 1204 nt
Organism: Chondrus crispus (carragheen)
Lineage: Eukaryota; Rhodophyta; Florideophyceae; Gigartinales; Gigartinaceae
Product: Malate dehydrogenase
Exons: 2
Coding region: 1-1083 (360 amino acids)
Molecular function (GO): oxidoreductase activity
Source: RefSeq, a predicted model, not a curated record
AUGCAGGACGCGCUGGUGGCCGCCGGCGUGCCGCCGCCCGAGGCCGCCGUCGCCGCCGAGGUGCUCGAGUGGGCGGACUUGCAUGGCGUGUCCACGCAUGGCAUCGGCCGCCUCAAGCCCAUCUAUAUCGAUCGCAUUCUCGCCGGCAUUUUGAAGCCUACCGCCCCGUUCGAGGUCAUCGUUGAGACGGAGACUACCGCCGUGGUUGACGGGCACGGAGGCCUGGGGCUGUACAUCGGGCCCAAAUGUAUGGAUAUGUGCAUUGAGAAGGCGAAGAAGCAUGGCUUGGCCAUGGUCGUCACGAGGAAUAGCACGCAUUAUGGCGCGGCAGGGUACUACGUGGAUAAGGCACAGGAGCACGGGUGCAUCGGGAUUACGGGCACCAAUGCUAGGCCCUCCAUCGCCCCGACGUUUGGCGUGCAGCCGAUGCUGGGCACCAAUCCUAUCACGUUUGGCAUGCCCAGUGAUGACCCGUUUCCGUUUAUCUUGGAUUGUGCUACUAGCGUCAACCAGAGAGGCAAGAUUGAAAAGUACGCGAGGGAGGGCAAGCCCACGCCGCCGGGCCAGGUCGUCGAUCGUGACGGCAACGUCCGGACGGACACGGAAGGUAUUCUGAAGGACUUGCAGACGGGUUACUGCUCGCUCGCCCCGCUGGGGGGUGUCGGCACCGACAUGGGAGGGUACAAGGGGUACGGAUACGCGACGGUAGUGGAGCUUUUGUCAUCGGCGUUGUGCAGCGGGACCACGAGCCCGGAUUUGAGCGGCGUGGACAAGGCUACGGGGAACAAGAAGGCGAUGCCGCUGGGCCACUUCUUCAUCGCGAUCGACGUGGAGCGAUUCCUGCCCGUGGGCGAGUUCAAGAACAACACGGGCAAGUUUUUGCGCCAGCUGCGCGAGUCGGAGAAGGAUCCCAAGGGCCCCGGCAGGAUCUACACGGCGGGAGAGCUGGAGCAUGAGGGUACGAUCGCCGUCGAGAAGAACGGCGGCACGCUGGUGCCCGAGGCUCUGCAGAGGGACAUGCUUGCCAUUCGCGACAAGUACGCGAGUAUUAAGGACAAGUACGCCAAGUUUAGUUUUGAGUAAGCAGGAAGGAGAGGGUAUUUAGCUGAUAUCGGGGUCUCGAAGCACUGCCCGAUCGCGGCCGGCUGCACUUGGACCGUUGGGGAAGGGCGGUCCCAAAUUCCAUAAACUACUUACACUCUCG